GACUACGUGCCUAACAAACUCCUUCAUAUGUACCUACAAGACAAAGAUGUCUUGUCAUCAAAUAUCUUGUGUUCGUUGUCUAUUGACAUCAUCUCAGCCAUCGAGUUUCUCCAGGAUUGCGGCCUCAGUAACAACAGCAUCAACUCUCGAUCGAUCAUUGUCCAUGAGAGUGAGUUCCAGGUCUUUCCUGGAAGAGCUGUAUUGUUUGAUUUCUCAAGAGCAAGCAAAUUGCGAAUUUAUGACGAUGGAUAUUACGCCAAGACAGACAUCAUCCAGUUCAGUCGCCUCCUGAAAAUAUUCCUGAAGGCUCAUGAARACCUAGCAAUGUUUAGACAGGUAGACGAGGUUCUAUCACUUUGUGAUAAACAAAGAUCAAGCUCUACAGCGGCUUUGAUCAAGAGUCUCUUCAUGGAGCUGCAACUGGAAUUACCAGACCACCUGGAAACUACUUGUGUCUAAGAUUACUGAAGAAAAUGCUAUAUCAGUGGAUCGUAUUACUAAAAUUCUAAAAGUUAGGAAUAAUUGAGCAUUUAUUGUUGAACUACCUUGAACUACCAUUGGGCUACAUAUAUUUAGCCUAAAUUAAGUUAGACUUUCGUCUAAUAAUUUUAGGCUUUUUUAAAAAGACAAGAAUUAUUAAAUAUUUAGAGUACGAAGACUAAUAGUCCAUCCCCAGGCACUUUAGGGAAAAAGGAUCAAGAAGAACUUGCAUGCGCAUGCGUUGGAUCAAACACGUGGUGUGACUAGGUGACUAAACUAUGCACACGGUCAUUGUUGUGGUUCCCUCAAAAAUCUAAUGUCUCGUUCUUUAAGAUUAUUUUGUAAACAUAGCUGGUGAUGACUGUUGAUAAUCAUGUCACUCGAAUUGACAAACUGACUCUUUUGAUAAACUACAUAUAMAUUUUUCGUGAUAAAAAAGCUACCUACCAAAUUGCGAAUCCUAAUCAAAAUUUGCUGUAUACCAUUUACUUAAAAAAUGUAUCAUUAUCAAUAUCCCCCUCUCCCCACCUUGAUAAGUAUAAGUAUAAAUCAUAUAGUAUAUAAAUAUAAAAAUUUGAAUAUCUGCAUGUCUGAAAAUAUUAAUAAAUAAUGAUGAUGAGAAAUUAUUUACAAAAUAUUUAUUUACUUUAUUCGAACAAGUCAAUUAAAAAGAUCUUUAGAAAAUUAUUAAAUAUUACUUAAUAAUUUGCUUUGAUUUAGACGUUAGUUUCCC
Molecule: messenger RNA, 1213 nt
Organism: Exaiptasia diaphana
Lineage: Eukaryota; Metazoa; Cnidaria; Anthozoa; Actiniaria; Aiptasiidae
Exons: 3
Coding region: 28-459 (143 amino acids)
Source: RefSeq, a predicted model, not a curated record